Galdieria sulphuraria is the source of this 1190-nucleotide messenger RNA. RefSeq lists its product as uncharacterized. The transcript has a single exon. The record is from RefSeq and is a predicted model, not a curated record. NCBI's taxonomy places the organism in Eukaryota, Rhodophyta, Bangiophyceae, Galdieriales, Galdieriaceae. Gene Ontology annotation, molecular function: protein binding. Bases 92 to 1150 code for a protein of 352 amino acids.
AAUCGUCAAGGACCUUGAAAUCGUCAACGCUCUCCCUCAAUCGAAUAGCCUUUUAAGAGAUCGUCUUUCUUCGUCUUUUUUUUUGGUUUUCAUGGAAAGAGAAUUGGAGCUUGUCCUGUUUCUCCACAAAGAAGAAAAUCAACUAGUGCGUGGUCCUAUUGUGAAAAAUGGGAACUGGGACCUUCAAUUGUUAGCCCAAAAAGGGUCCGACUUUCUUUCUUUUUUUGUGAAAGCGCCGUUUCAAAAGAUAGCAGCUUUGGAUUUUUUUCUGAACAAUCAUACAGAUCCUCGUCGGACUAUUUAUCGCUCAAUCGAGGUUCCUUUUCCUUACGAAGGAGAAACCUUAGGGUUAGAGUCGUUUGCGUCAACGCGAGUUCUCAAUCCUGACGAGGGAUUUCUUCUGGAGAACGACUGCCUUUUUUUAAGCGCGCGCGUUCAAUUUCUUUUGCCUAAUUGUCCUUGGAAGUGCUUGGUUGUUGAGCGUGGAGACCCAAUGGCUAAUUUUAAAGGAAGAAAGCUUAUUCGGUCUUUUUAUCAUCCCCAAGGUGGAGAAGGGACGUACCACGUGGAAGUCCACGAAAAUUUCACCAUCCACGUCAAAGGACACGAGUCAUGGAACGACGUGAAUUUUACUACGAAGUUUCCUUCCCAAGCUCCUUCUCGUCUACUUCCACAAACUGCCACAAAAGGGCGUUACAACCCAUGGCAGUUUUUGAAAAUCACAGGCGAAGACCGAGAAGCUUGCGUGACUGGCAAUCGGUUGCUUCGUCAACGGCGAACGACGAGUGCGAGAAAAAGAACUUCUGUAGAGAACGACAGUGAAAGUGAAGAUUCUUCUAUCCCUCCUUCUAUUUUUUCUGUGAGAAAUAGAAGAAACGAUAGGGUUAUCCCCAGUGUUCCUCUUGAAGUGAAGGACGAACCCAAGGUAAUCGAUGACUAUAUCAGCAGUGAGGUAAACAAAACCAGUUCGUUGGUUUCUUGCGUCAUUUGUUUUGAAUCCUACGACGGUAACGCUCAUCGAGCUAAGUGCCUUUCUUGCGGGCAUGUUUUUUGUAGUUUCUGCGUGGAUGAACUGGUGACUUGUCGAAAGAAUUGCCCCCUUUGUAGGAAAAAGAUUAAGACGGAUAAAAUUCUAGCUUUAUUUGUAUGAAAAAAUGAUGAAAUAAAAAAAUGAUCGUGUUUGCUUCGUA